AUGAACAGCUGGGAGAAGGUGUCGUACUUGGAGCAGUGGGUGCAGCGGCGUUUUGCUGCUGCACUCAGCAGCAGCAGCAGCAGCAGCAGCAGCAGCAGCAGCAGCAGCAGCUGGCCGUGUCCAGUGCUGCCGGGCAGCAGCAGCAAAGGCUUCGCUCUGGUCUACUUGGGGGCCCCCCUGGACAGCAGCAAAACUCUUGCUGCAAAUGGACUGCAGCAGCAAAGUCGCAUUUACAUUUACUUUGCUGCUGAUGCUCCGCCGCUGCCUCCGGAAAACAAAACAAAUGAAGAAGCAGCAGAAGCAUAA
Messenger RNA from Eimeria necatrix, 306 nucleotides. RefSeq lists its product as hypothetical. Lineage: Eukaryota; Apicomplexa; Conoidasida; Eucoccidiorida; Eimeriidae. The record is from RefSeq and is a predicted model, not a curated record. The coding region runs from base 1 to 306 and encodes 101 amino acids. The transcript has a single exon.